AUGGGACCCCCUGAAAGACCAUCCACCAGCUGGAUGCGCCAGGAAUCAGAAAUGUCCUUCCAUUCCCAGCUGGAUGAGGGGAGCAGAGGGUGGAGGCCUGGGGAUGAGGGUGGUGCUGCCCCUCCACCUCUACCACCGCUGCCCCUCUCUCCGGCUCUGUCCUUCUUCUUCCUCCUGCCACUGGCCAGUGCCCUCCAGACCAGUCUACUGCCCUUUCCAGAGCUAAGGCUGGUGGGGGGCCCGAGCCGCUGUCGGGGGCGCCUGGAGGUCCUGCAUGGCGGUUCUUGGGGCAGCGUCUGCGAUGACGAUUGGGACGUGGUGGAUGCCAACGUGGUGUGCCGUCAGCUGGGCUGUGGCCUGGCACUGCCCGUGCCUCGCCCCCUCGCCUUUGGCCAGGGCCGAGGCCCCAUCCUUCUGGACAAUGUGGAGUGCCGCGGGCAGGAAGCUGCGCUGAGCGAGUGUGGCAGCCGAGGCUGGGGCGUCCACAACUGCUUUCACUAUGAGGAUGUGGCCGUCCUGUGCAAUGAAUUCUUGCCCACGCAGCCGCCCAUGAGGAAAGCCUUAACCAGUAGUGCACCCCCUACAGUUUCUCAGAAUGGGAAAGGGGAGGGCAGCGUGCGCCUGGUGGGGGGCGCCGGCCCAUGCCAGGGCAGAGUGGAGAUCCUGCACGGCGGCCUGUGGGGCACUGUGUGCGACGACGACUGGGGACUGCCGGAUGCUGCCGUGGUCUGCCGCCAGCUGGGCUGCGGGGCGGCCGUGGCUGCCACCACCAACGCCUUCUUCGGCUACGGCACGGGGCACAUCCUGCUGGACAACGUGCACUGCGAGGGUGGCGAGCCCCGCCUGGCUGCCUGCCAGAGCCUGGGCUGGGGCGUGCACAACUGCGGCCACCACGAGGACGCAGGCGCGCUCUGUGCAGUCCUGGGACCUCCAACUCUCACAGCACUGUCACCCUCAGCCAUGAGAGAGGACUGGGCCUGGCAUACGGAGCCAGAAGCUACCCCCGUGGGUGCCCAGCUUUCAGGGGAAACGGUACUGUUGACCACAGCCACCUGGGCCUCGGGGAAAAAAAGCGGGCGGCUGCGGCUGGUGGGUGGCCCGGGCCCGUGCCGCGGCCGCGUGGAGGUGCUGUACGCUGGGGGCUGGGGCACCGUGUGCGACGAUGACUGGGACUUCGCGGACGCGCGCGUGGCCUGCCGUGAAGCCGGCUGCGGGCCUGCGCUGGGCGCCACCGGCCUCGGUCACUUCGGCUACGGCCGGGGCCCUGUGCUGCUGGACAACGUGGGCUGUACGGGCACCGAAGCACGCCUGAGCGACUGCUUCCACCUGGGCUGGGGUCAGCACAACUGCGGUCACCACGAGGACGCAGGCGCACUGUGCGCAGGCCCAGAGGAGCUGGGACUGCAUGUCCAACAGGAUGGCUCAGAGACCACCCGGGUGCCCACUCCUCGGCCUAGGGACGGGCACCUACGUCUGGCCAGUGGCACCCACCGGUGUGAAGGGCGUGUAGAGCUCUUCCUAGGGCAACGGUGGGGUACUAUCUGUGAUGAUGCAUGGGACCUACGGGCAGCCAGUGUCUUGUGCCGCCAGCUGGGCUGUGGCCAGGCCCUGGCAGCCCCUGGAGAGGCACACUUUGGCCCAGGCCGAGGCCCCAUCCUGCUGGACAAUGUCAAGUGCCGCGGAGAUGAGAGCACCCUGCUUCUCUGUUCUCACAUCCGCUGGGAUGUCCACAACUGUGACCACAGCGAGGAUGCCAGUGUCCUGUGCCAGCCAUCAUGACCCCAUUAACUCUGGAGCCUGCCUCUCUUCAGGAAGCCUGCUCCUUCUCCAGGAAGCCCCCUGUGACUUCUCCUGUUCACUUUGCCCAUCCCUCCUUUGUCUGGAAGACAGGCCACCUACCUGUUCAGUAUAGUCCUGCUUGGAGGAGCCUGACAGUACACCUAUCCACAUAUCGACUAUUUUCAGCCCAAUGCAAUGAAAGUGUUCAUGUUAUUCUCAGCACAAACAAAAAAAAAUAGGAGAAAGAGUACUUACUCUAACUCCUCUUUACUGAGGUUUCUCUUCCAAUCACCCUGAACCUGCCUUCCUCUAUAUCUGGGUGGCUCAGGGGCUCUCUGUAAAUGGGUUAUGUUCCUUUUCCCUGACUUAUCUUGGGAUCCCCAAGAAGAGAGGCAGGAGAGCCUGACAGCUCAUUCCUUAUACUCACUGGGGCUGAAGAACCUGGGUCAUUGCCCCACCCUACUCAGUGAGGGCCUGGAUUCUGAUGGUGCUCAGCUGGACAAGGGAACUGAAGGGUGCCAAGCUGGGACAGUGGCUCCUCCCAACAGCUGGGCCCACCUCUCCAAUUUACCCUGUCCCUAGCAUGGAGCCUCCCAUUUGCAAAGAUGACUGGAGAAGGGGGGAAAGGGGAGGCU
Perognathus longimembris pacificus (Pacific pocket mouse) is the source of this 2414-nucleotide messenger RNA. RefSeq names its product scavenger receptor cysteine rich family member with 4 domains (gene Ssc4d). The transcript is spliced from 10 exons. The coding region runs from base 1 to 1779 and encodes 592 amino acids. The record is from RefSeq and is a predicted model, not a curated record. Gene Ontology annotation, cellular component: membrane. Lineage: Eukaryota; Metazoa; Chordata; Mammalia; Rodentia; Heteromyidae.